Messenger RNA from Seriola dumerili (greater amberjack), 2092 nucleotides. It is a transcript of the gene flvcr2a, whose product is annotated as feline leukemia virus subgroup C cellular receptor family member 2. The record is from RefSeq and is a predicted model, not a curated record. Gene Ontology annotation, biological process: heme export; transmembrane transport. Bases 164 to 1672 code for a protein of 502 amino acids. Gene Ontology annotation, molecular function: heme transmembrane transporter activity; heme binding. Gene Ontology annotation, cellular component: membrane. NCBI's taxonomy places the organism in Eukaryota, Metazoa, Chordata, Actinopteri, Carangiformes, Carangidae. The transcript has 11 exons.
GAACGAAAGUCAUACGUGAUUUAUUUUCAUUGACACCUCUGUAAUUUCAUUUGCUCAGUUUUUUAUUUUUAUUUAUUUAUUUUUCUGGUUUUAAAGACAUUUGAUGAAGUAGGCUACUGGAGGAAUUCUUCAUCUUCCAAGUGCGCUCGUUUUAAUUGGCAAAAUGAGUGAUAAUAUGCCAGCUUCACUGGACAGUGGCGCGCAGGACACGAAGGAGAAUGGUCCUCAUUUGGGAGCGAAAGGUCCUGAUGCCGCGGACCAGAUUGAAUGCAACAGCAUCCCAAACGGUGAGAGCGGCUCUGCGGCCGCAACGCGCCUGUUCAAGAAGCGCUGGUUGAUCGUGUUCCUGUUCAGCUCUUACUCUCUGAGCAACGCGUACCAAUGGAUCCAGUACGGCAUCAUCAGCAACAUCAUUAUGAAGUUCUACAACGUGGAGUCCUUCGCUGUGGACUGGCUGUCCAUGGUCUAUAUGCUCACCUACAUCCCCUUCAUCUUCCCGGUCACCUGGCUCCUGGAUAAGAAAGGGCUGCGGGUCACGGCACUGGUGGCCAACGCGCUCAACUGCGCGGGGACAUGGAUCAAGGUGGCCAGUGCCAGACCCGACCUGUUCUGGGUGACCAUGCUUGGACAGUUUGCAAGUUCCCUGGCCCAGGUCUUCAUCCUCGGGAUGCCCUCCCGCCUGGCGUCGGUCUGGUUUGGCGCUGAUGAGGUUUCCACCGCCUGCUCCAUUGGAGUUUUUGGAAAUCAGAUGGGUAUCGCCAUUGGGUUUCUGGUCCCACCCAUCCUCGUGCCUAAUGUGGAUGAGAUGGAUGAGCUGGCGUACCACAUCAGAAUCAUGUUCUACAUCAGCGCUGGAGUGGCCACCGUCAUCUUCAUCCUUGUGGUGAUUGUGUUUCAGGAGAGACCAGAGAUCCCUCCCACGCAGGCCCAGGCUCAGGCCAGGAGCAUACCCCCGGAUGAGUACUCGUACACGGCUUCCAUCUUGAGGCUGCUGUGCAACAAGCCCUUCAUGCUCCUGGUGGUCAGCUAUGGCCUGAAUGUCGGCUGCUUCUAUGCUGUUUCCACACUGUUGAACCGGAUGAUCAUCGAGCACUAUCCUGGUGAAGAGGUGAAUGCUGGGAGAAUUGGUCUGACCAUUGUCAUUGCGGGCAUGGUGGGGUCCCUCAUAUGUGGCAUUUGGCUGGACAAGACGAAAACCUACAAACAGACCACCCUGCUUGUGUAUCUCCUCUCUCUGAUUGGCAUGCUGGUCUACGCUUUCACCCUCAAUCUGGGUCACCUGUGGGUGGUGUUUAUCACAGCCGGAGUUUUAGGCUUCUUCAUGACAGGAUAUCUGCCUCUGGGCUUCGAGUUUGCGGUCGAGCUCACCUAUCCAGAAUCAGAGGGAACCUCAUCUGGACUUCUUAACUGUUCAGCUCAGAUCUUUGGAAUCAUUUUCACCAUCUCUCAAGGGAAGAUUAUUGAUAAAUGGGGCACAUUAGCGGGAAACGUCUUCCUGUGUAUCUUUCUGCUAAUAGGGACAGUCAUGACAGGAUUCAUCAAGUCUGACCUCCGACGGCAGAAGGCCAACCUGCAGGCCGAGGUGCAGACAGUGAGCCCUACAGGGUCGAUCUCAUCGGCGCAGGACUACGGGGCCACAGCGUGCAGCGGCCCCUGGCAACGUCAGUCUUGACAUAAACCUCACUAAAACCAAAACACACACCUGCCAAGAAAACCACCGCUGAUCUGGAAGGAGGCGUCUCUCCACCUGAGAUCCUGAAAGAGGGGAAGUUAUAAAGAGGACAGACGUCAAUUCUGUCAACGACAUCAUGUACAGAUAAAAACAGAAAUACAACACGCAUUAACGUGCACACAUCGUCACAGAGUGAAAAAAAGCUUCUGUGAGGACAACUGAAUCGUACUGAACAGCCCUCUGUGGGGCUGAUGUGAAUGACCAGCAGACCUGCUGUACAACAUGAUGUACUGUAUGGGCGUCACGGUAGGCAUUUUACAUGUCUUGUUAGCGCAGUCCAACUGCCACUUUAGUGACUCAAGCAUUACUACACUCUUUAACUUAAUUUAACUUUUUACUCUUUCCUAACCUUUUACUGUC